Styela clava is the source of this 825-nucleotide messenger RNA. Its product is annotated as pirin-like. The record is from RefSeq and is a predicted model, not a curated record. NCBI's taxonomy places the organism in Eukaryota, Metazoa, Chordata, Ascidiacea, Stolidobranchia, Styelidae.
AUGGAAAAAGUUUCUGCAACGGUCAUCGAAAUACAUGACGCGGUGCAAAGAUUUGUGAGAUUUGGUUUGGUCGACCAAAAGUUUGUACAAAAGGAUCCGUUUAUAUAUUUUGAUCAUUUUAAUAUUUCAGCACCUACCGUUUUUGCGAAUCAUCCUCACAGCGGAUUUGAGUCCGUCACUUAUGUUGUUCAAGGCGAACUUUUCCACGGUGACAACGCUGGAAACAAAAACGUUCUGGGACCCGGCGGAAUUCAAAAUAUGUGCGCAGGUGGUGGUAUAAUACACAGAGAAAUACCCAUUGGGGUUGCAAACGGCCUUAAUUUGUGGGUGAACUUACCACAUGAUAAAAAACGAAUUCCAUGUGAUUUUCAGGUUUCUAGGAAGGCUCAAAUACCUACUUUACAAAAUGAGGGCGCAACAGUGAGAGUGCUUAUGGGAAACUCACUAGGAAUGAGAUCAAGAAUACAAACGCAGCAGCCAACAGUAAUGUUAGAUAUCAUGUUGAAUUCGGGGUCUUCGCAUACUCAGCCAAUCGAUAGAACAUGGACCACUUUCAUUUACACGAUGCAAGGUACUAUCGUAGUCGGAGCGGUUACGAUCAAAACAAGACAUACUGCUGAUAUCUCUGGUGGAGACUUUAUCAAGUUCGAAAAUAAAACCGAAGAUAAAAAGCCUGCCAGAUUUUUCUUCUUUUCCGGCAUUUCAUUAAAAGAAUCUAUGUAUAUUCAUUCCAAAGGUAACCAUGCAUAUGUGAUGGAAAGUAAAGACGCUGCUUUAGAAAUGGAAAAGUUAUACAAUAAACGAGUGGAUGGAUUUGAAGAAUAA